Messenger RNA from Didymodactylos carnosus, 3810 nucleotides. Lineage: Eukaryota; Metazoa; Rotifera; Eurotatoria; Philodinida; Philodinidae. The record is from the annotation of a GenBank genome assembly.
AUGCCAAGUUUGAUUCGUCCAUCUUGGUUUCGUAUUAAAGAUAUUAGUCAUACAUUGAACUUUUUUAAAGAUUCCGAAAAGAAAACACCACAUGAUCUACGUAAUCAGUAUAUAAGUACACGUUUAUUUAUUGUUCUAUUCAUAACUUCUAUUCUCAUUCUUAUUCUCUAUGCAUCACUGGAACAGGAAGUGUUAACUAAAAGAGUACAACAGCCAAGUUUUACUGACUAUACUGAACUUAAUCAAUACUAUAAACAGACACUUGUUUGUCCAUGUAGUACAAUUUCAGUUUUAUAUGAAAAGUUUAUUUCAUUUCAACCAACGUAUCACCAAAUAUGUCAUUCUGAUUUUGUUAAUGAACAAUGGAUAAAAUAUUCUUACCUACGACAAGAAACACGCGGUCCAUUUUUCGAUCUUCUGAUUGCUCAAUUAUUUCAAACAUUAUCAACGUUUUGUCUGUUGAGUAAACAGAUAAUCACAGACGAACGUUUAUCAUUUAAUUCCAUAACAUUUAUAACAGGAACACUAAUACCGGAACAAACUUUCAGUCAACAAGCCCUUGGAUUCAUUAGUACAUUUCAAGAAAAAAUUAAGAGUUCAUUUUCAGCAUCAUUAGCGUUGAUAAGAGGUACAACACAAGGGAACGCAUUAUUCACAAUAUUACAGACAAAUUACUUUUUAAGUUUUGUUCCGGACUCAGAUUCACUUGUUAUUGCAUCUCGCUCCUAUGAAAAUUGUUCCUGUCGGCUGUCGUCCCUGUGUUCGACAGAAAUUGAUAUUUGGUAUAACAACACAAUUGUUUUGAAUAUUCCCGGGUUACGUAUGGGUUGUUCUAUAAUAGAAGCUCUUCUUCAAUCAAAUCUUAUCUUUUUCUACAAUCAAUCGCUUUUAAAUCAAUUACAAACGUAUCUUUUUCACAAUGAUCAAUUUAAUAUAAGUGUAACAGCACUCGAUCCAUCUCUGCCAACUAAUUACACACCUGCAACAACAAUUGGUGAUAUUCUUAAAAUGUUAAUGAUUGAAGAUUGGAAUUUUCAUAUAUCAUAUGAAUCCUAUUUUAGUACAUGUCAACCAAUUUCAUGUGCAUACAAUAUCAUUGCACAUAACAACUUCAUUUAUAUUAUUACAACAGCGUUUGGAUUAAUCGGAGGAAUUGCAACUGCUCUGAUGUUUUUGAUUCCAUUGAUCGUCGGAUUCAUUCGCCGACGAAAUAAAAUUUCAGCUGUUAUUGAUGAUGAAAUAAAUACAGGACCACCAAAUCUAUUUCAAGAUCGUAUUCGUCUACUGUGGUCUCGUAUCAACGAUAAAAUUCGUACGUUUAACAUCUUCAAAAAUCCAGAAAAGAAAACUACGUAUGAUUUAACCAAUCAAUAUUAUGCUACUCGAUUAUUUAUUCUGUGUCUUACAAUAUCUAUGGUCAUACUUAUCAGUUAUACCACUUUGACAACUGUUACAAUAACUGUUAAAAUUGAGCAACCAACAUCAUUUGUUUUUUUACAGCAGCUGUAUCCAAAAUAUAAUCAAACACUUAAUUGUCCAUGUACACAAAUAUCAAUUGAAUACAAAGAAUUUAUAUCAUUUCAACCAACAUUUCAUCAAGUAUGUUCAAGUGACUUUAUCAGUCAGUCAUGGUUUAAUUAUGAUCCUGUAGAUUUCUCAAUGGUCGCACUUGAUUUUCGUGUCACAAUGUCCAGUUCAUUUCUAGCAUUAUUAACAUUCUGUAAAUUAUCGAUUGAAACAAUUCAGAAUACUCUUUUAGUUUUUAAUUCAUCAACAUUUGUUACAUCAAAUGUCAUAUCGGAAAAUCUAUUUCAAGUGCGAGCUGUUGAAUUUAUUUCAUUAUUUCAAGAGACAACAAUUAAAUCAUUUCAAAAUUCAUUGAAAAUGAUUAGUGAAACAACGCAAGGUAACGCAUUGGCUGCUUCCAUAUAUAUUGUGCUCGAUAAUUCAUCACAUCAAUUACUGUCUGUUUCACCAUUUUUUUCUAUCAACAACAAUACUGGUGAAAUAUGUUGGUGUAAAGUUAAUAAGUCAUGUGUAAUUGAUAGUGCUAUUUAUAGUCUCUGGACUCCAGAUUAUACAGAUAUACCAACUUUGUUCAACAUUCCACACUUUUAUAUUGGUUGCUAUAUUAUAGAGUCAUUACUUUUAUCCACUCUUGAAUGUUUUUUUAAUCAAUCUUGUUUGGAUUCAAUCAAUACAUAUUUAUAUAGCAUGUCAUUAUAUCCGUUUAAUGCAACCAUAAUGAACUCAUCUUUAGAAAGUCAAUACAAAAUAAGCACACCGAUCGGUGAAAUUGUUCAACAAUUAAUGAUUGAACAAUGGAAUGAUCAAAUAUUCUAUGAUCAAUAUUAUUCUGCAUGUCAACCAAUUGAAUGUACUUAUACAUAUCAAAAACAAGCUGAUUUAAUCUACAUGAUUACCACCAUUAUCGGCUUAUUAGGUGGAGUUACAACUGUUUUAAAGUUAUUAAUACCAUCAUUCGUUUCAUUUCUAAGCCGAGAAAAGGAUCGAAAAGCAGCAACAGAUACAACAUCGCCGUCUCCACAAAUCAUCUAUUCAUCUAGUCAAAAUUUAACUCAAAUUGUUAAAGUUAAACAACCAACAUUAUCGAUUUACAAUGAAUUGUAUCGAAAAUAUUCACAAACACUUCAAUGUCCAUGUUCUAAUAAUGCAGUUGACUAUCGAAAAUUUGUUUCAUUUCAACCUAAAUAUCAUCAAAUUUGUCAAUCAGACUUUAUUACUAUGCAAUGGAUAAAUAACAUUGGGUAUAACGUAUCAUUAGCUGUCAUAACAAACGAAGAUGAUUUUCGACAAACAGCAAGUGUUGCAUUUCAACUAUUAUCAAAAUUAUGUGAGUUAACUCAAGAAACAGUUAGUUAUCAGUUAGGUAUUUUUAAUUCAACAAAAUUCAUAUCAGUUAAUGUUAUUUCAAACACUUCACUUGAAUCGCAAGCAGAAAACACUAUUAAUACAUUUAAACAAACAACAAUAAAUACAUUUAAAAGAUCAUUACUAUUAAUUAAAAGUACAACACAAGCAAAUACAUUAAUGUCUUAUCUAUUAACAAAUACAAUGCUAGUGGCGGCGCAUCCAGCAGAAUAUGCAUCGUAUAUGGAUUAUAUUUAUGAUUAUGAUCGCAUUUAUAACACAACAACGAAUGAAUCAUGUAGUUGUAUAGAAGCACCUAUUUGUUUUCAACAAGCUGCUAUUUAUAGUAUAAAUUCUCCUUAUUAUGAUAAUCCUUAUUAUUUUUAUGUUUCGAGUAACACAGCACUUAUUUUUCGUAUACCAGGAAUUUACGUGGGAUGUUAUAUUGUUGAUGCUGUAUUACAUUCUGAUCUUCAGUGUUUCUAUGAUCAAACGUGUUUAUCAUCAUUACUCAAUGCUAUACAAUAUCCAUUAAAUAACAAUGUUACACUUCUCAAUUCGUCUUUAACAACUCGAUAUAAUACAACAACAACAAUUGGUGAACUGGUACAAAAUUUAAUGAUUGAACAGUGGAAUAAUAAAACAUCACAUGAAUUCUAUUUCAAUACCUGUCAACCACAAUAUUGUACUUAUGCCUAUAUCAGUCGAAGUACACCGAUAUUUACCAUUACAACAAUCAUUGGUUUAAUUGGUGGACUUACAAAAGUUUACAAACUUUUAAUACCAUUGAUUGUACGUUUGAUUCGUCGAUACAUUUGGUGGCCAUAUUUUGAACGAAAACUAGUGUGGAGCAAUAAUAUCGUUGCUCCUGUACCGCAAGCAGUUUCAGUUUCUCCUGUAACUGUUGGUGAUGAUAAACUUGCAACAAUCUCAAUAUAA